Rhizopus microsporus ATCC 52813 is the source of this 6675-nucleotide messenger RNA. RefSeq names its product Oligoxyloglucan reducing end-specific cellobiohydrolase. Gene Ontology annotation, cellular component: membrane; Golgi apparatus. The transcript is spliced from 12 exons. Bases 157 to 6561 code for a protein of 2134 amino acids. The record is from RefSeq and is a predicted model, not a curated record. Gene Ontology annotation, biological process: Golgi to vacuole transport; Golgi to endosome transport; protein targeting to vacuole. Gene Ontology annotation, molecular function: protein binding. Lineage: Eukaryota; Fungi; Mucoromycota; Mucoromycetes; Mucorales; Rhizopodaceae.
CUAUUGUCAUCCUGCUUAAGUGCGCUACUUUGUUUACUACUAAAACAAAAAAACAAGUGUGCUUAUUUUCUAAAGUCAUCAGACAAAUACACACACACAUAUAUAUAUAUACUACGUGACAUUUACUGACUUACGCCAAAGCUCACAAAGCAUAAAAUGAAUAACUCGUGGCAGACCUUUAGAGGUCUGUCUCUCCUGUGCAUCUAUUUAAUCUUUUUAUGUUUAUUAAAAGGCACUUAUACUCAAACUGUGUCAAACCACGGUUUUGAUAAACUACCUAGCAAGUUUUUCUAUUUCAAAGAUUCCGAAGUUGUUUUAUGGCUCGAUGCAAAUUCCCACACUCUAUACCGUUCAGAAAACCAAGGAAAAGAAUGGAAUCAAGUGGAGGAUAUUGACAAAACAGCGACUUACUUAUACGAACAUCCCUAUGAUAAUGAUAGAGCUUAUGUAUUAAGUUCUGGUACAACACAUUGGAAGACAAUAGAUAAAGGAAGAACAUGGCAAGAGUUUCAUACUCGCAGCGAGUCUGGCUCAUCUUCUUCUCAUUUAUCAUUCCACGCUGAGCGCUCUGGAUACAUCUUAUUCAGUGGUGUCUCUUGUAAAUUUGGCUCUUGGUUAGGCAUUGAUUGUCAAACUUCUAUUUCUUAUACAUACGAUAACUUUGAUACAAUCAAUCCUUUACGUACUCAUGCGUCAUCAUGUAUCUGGAGUCGAUCAAGCGCAGAAUUUAAGAGUGCGCCCACAAGUGAAAUCAUGUGUGUUCAAUCAGCCUCAGGCAAAUCUACCAAUGGCCUGUCACUCCCAGACGACCUUCAGCUCGUUCGGUCCGAUGACUUUUUUCAUACUGAAAAGGUGGUUGACUUUGGACUAGGCAAGGAAAUGACUGGUGUGCUUGCAGUGAGUGCCGUUGGCCGCUUUAUUGUUGCUGCAGUAAAGCCGACGGAUCAGACGGAUAUGACGCUCUAUGUGACGCAUGAUGGCGAGCAUUGGCAUGAAACUAUCUUUCCCGAAGGUGCAGCAUUACACGAAAAAUCAUUCACAAUCAUUGAAAGUUCAAACCCUGCAUUGCUCGUGGACGUUCUUUCAGGAGAGGAUGCUCAAUUCGGUUCUCUCUACAAGUCCAACUCAAACGGUACUUUUUUUAGCAAGAGCCUCGAAAACACUAAUAGAAACAGUAUGGGGUAUAUCGAUAUUGAGCGUAUUCCAGGAGUCGAAGGUAUCUUGGUUGCAAACCAGAUUUUGAAUCCUCGACUUGUAGAGUCACAAUCUGUUCAGAGAGAGGUACGUACGCUCAUCAGUUUCGAUGAUGGUGGCAGUUGGAACGAAAUCACAAAGGUGAAGGAUAUGAAUGGUAAUAACAUGAAGUGCUAUGAUGACAAGUGUACGCUCAACUUACACUCUGUCACUUCCAACCGUAACUUUGGACAAGUUACUUCAUCACAGUCAGCGGUGGGUGUGCUUAUGGGCGUAGGCAAUUAUGGUCCAUACAUGUUGACCUAUGACGAAUGUGAUACGUUUCUGUCUACCGAUGGCGGUAUUAGCUGGAAAAUGGUUCGUGAAGGUGCACAUUUAUAUGAAUUUGGCGAUAUGGGAACAUUGAUUGUCUUGGCUGAUGAUGAAAAAGAAACGGAUCAUGUUUGGUGGAGUAAGGAUCGCGGAAACAACUGGCAAAAAUUAGGCCUUGGCAUGACAGUUCGUGCCAGAAUGUUGACGACUGACCCUGAAUCGACCUCACGCAAGUUUUUAUUAAUCGCAGGAUCGGUUCGAUCUGCUGUUUCGAAAGUACAGGCAUUUCAGCUUGAUUUUUCCAAUAUCUUCUCUCGUCAAUGCGUCCUAGAUACUCACAAUGAAGAAAAGAGCGAUUUUGAGAGAUGGUAUGCUCGUGAUAUUACUGAAGGUCCUGACUGCUUGAUGGGUCAUGAACAAAUCUUUUAUCGUCGUAAAGCUGACCGUGAUUGCUUCGUGGGUCGCGAAUUUCAGGAUCCUGAGACCGAGCUAAAGGAUUGCCCAUGUACAAGAGCCGAUUAUGAAUGCGAUUAUAACUUCGUACGUAAUGCAGAAGGAAGAUGCAUUCGUGCUGGUCCUGAUCGUAUCACGGCGGAUCAAUGUAGAUCUAAGGAUGACACUUAUGCUGCAUCUAGUGGAUACCGUCUUGUUCCCGGCAACACUUGUAUACAAAAGGACGGAGCACGUUUGGAUGAACCUGUCACGCGCAAGUGUAGCGAAAAUAUUGCGGGUAUUAUUCCAUCUCCCAAUGACCUGAAACCGGCUGAUGAAGAGAUCAAGCAUUAUCAGUUAUUUACUGGAAGCGAAAUCGAGCAGUUCUUGUACUUUAGAGAUUCUGAAUCUAUUCUGGUUCGACUUCAAGUAGGCGAGCUAUGGAGAUCUGGUAACCAAGGUGUGGACUGGGUUCGUGUUCUUGACAAUGAAGGCGUAAUCACCAAUGUGGUUCUCCAUGAGUUUGAUAAUCAACGUGCCUACGCUAUUUUGGAAGACAACAUCCAGUACACAGACGAUCAAGGCAAGACAUGGCAUCCUAUCAAGACGCCAUUAGCUCCCAGUGACCGCGUUGCUCAAACAUUGGAUUUCCAUCCUGGCCAAAAGGACUGGUUACUAUUUAUUGGAAAAUCAAGCAGCCCUAUGCCACAUAAUGAAGUAUACGUCUCGACAGACCAUGGCCGUAGCUGGACAGCGCUCGACUUCUAUGUUGAAAAAUGUAUAUUUGGACGUGAUGCUGAAUACAAGAUUGAGGAGGACGUUGUCUUUUGCUCAGCCUAUGAUAAGAAGCAAGUAGGCAGUGACCUCAGACUUGUCCGUAUCAACUUUAAACAGAACCAAAGCCGUGUCUAUUUCGAUAACAUUGUCGAAUUCUUUGUUGUUGAAGAUUUCAUGGCAGUGGCCUCCAGCAAUAAUGGAGAACUAGCCUUACAUGUAAGCAUAGAUGGCACAAAUUUUGCAGAGGCUCAGUUCCCUCCUGAUCAGCACAUCAACCGUGUCACCUUUACUGUAUUACAGUCAACAACACACGCUAUUUUACUAAACGUUUUCAAAUCUAUCGGCUUUGGCAAAUCUUUUGGUUCCUUGUACAAAUCGAAUGAAAACGGUACAUAUUACCACUUAUCACUCGACAACACAAACGGCGAUGGCACAGGCUACGUUGAUUUUGAAAAGUUCCAAAGCAUCGAUGGCACCAUAUUGGCCAACCAAGUCUGGAACGCAGAAGAGGUAACCUCUAACCCAGACAAACGAAAGAAAGUGAGAACAAUGAUCAGUUGGGACGAUGGUGGAUCAUGGCAACCUCUUUCUCCUCCACAUAACUUUGAUUGCGACAUGAAAGAGUGCAGUCUUAAUCUUCAUGGACGCACUGACAUCCAUGGGCCCGGUGCUAUCUUUUCCUCCUCAGGCGCUCCUGGCCUUGCUAUGGGCGUAGGUAAUGUCGGCCCCUCAUUGACAGAAUAUACCGAAAGUGACACUUUUCUAACACGCGAUGGUGGGCAUACUUGGACGCUUAUUCGUCAAGGAGAGCAUUUAUAUGAGUUUGGUGACCAAGGAUCGCUCUUGGUGCUUGUAUCGGACGAAGGGCCUACGAAUGAGCUCUUGUAUUCUUGGGAUCAAGGCGAAAACUGGCACACUUAUCAAUUUGCAGCAGAACCUAUUCGUGUGAGCACAUUGACGACAGAUCCCAAGUCAUCUACUCUCAAGUUUGUGCUUAUUGGUCACCAACGCCAAGGCUCGAGGUUCCCUGUGAUCGUCACUGUUGAUUUCACGGCUACAAAGCAACCCCAAUGUAUUCUCGACAAGAACAAUGAAGAUAGGAGUGACUUUGAACGCUGGGUGCCCAAAGAUGAUGAUGGUGACGAUGCAUGUCUUUUGGGUAAAAAGACAGCAUACUGGCGUCGCAAGAAAGAUCGCGUGUGUAAAGUAAACGCACAAUUCCAUGAACCAGAGGUCAUUGUCGAAAACUGUGAAUGCCGCGAGACUGACUUUGAGUGCGAUUUUGGCUUUUGGCGCAGUCUAAGGAACGAAUGCUUACCUAGCGGACAUCACCCUGACAGGCCUGCCCAGUGCAAGACAGGUGAAAAGUUCAAAGGCAGAUCAGGUUACAAGAAGAACGUAAAGAGCUCAUGCCGUGGAGGCAUCAACCUUGAAGAAGAUAAAGAAUGGGAUUGCGGUGAACGUGGCGGUAUCAUUUCCAGCGUUACUUCAUUCACAGAUCGCUUUGUAGAUUAUAUCUACUUUACUGAUACCGAUCGAGUGAUCGUCCGUACGAUGGAUGGCAAAGUCUGGGUGAGUGACAAUGAUGGUCUUAGCUGGAGAGAUCAGUUCCCUGAUCACAAGAUUAUAUCCAUGUUCCAAAACCCUCACUUUGAGCAACAUGCAUACUUCAUUACAGAAGGCACAACCCAUUUCAAAACAACAGACAAGGGAGCUAGCUUUGAUGAAAUGAAUGUACCCACUCGUCCUCUCUUGAACCUUCAAGGAACCAUCAUGAACUUCCACAAUGAUGAUGCCGACUAUUUAAUUUAUGUUGGUGAACGAGGAUGCAACGGUGACUCUGGCUCUGACUGUCACUCGGAAGCAUUCUAUUCUCAUGACAAUGGUCGUAGCUGGGAUUCACUUGGCACUUAUAUCCGCAGCUGUAUCUGGGGUAGAGAAGGCAACAUCACCAUUUCACAUCGUAAUGCUGUCUUUUGCGAGCAAUAUCGGGAGCAGUCCGGCAAUCAGAUGGCGUUGUUUGGAAGCCCACUUCAACUUGUUUCAUCUCAGAACUACUUCCAUGACAAGAAAACCUUGUUUGGAAACAUCGUUGGUGUUACAGUAUUCAGCAAUUAUAUGGUAGUUGCUGCUGCAAAGAACAAUGGUGCCAGUCUUGGUUUGCAUAUCAGUCUGGACGGCAAUACUUUUGCUGCUGCUUCCUUCCCUGCCAACUUUGACUUAUCGCCCGAGGCAUUUACCAUUAUGGAAUCAGUCAACUCUUUAUGGAUCCAUGUGACAACCAAUUCACAAAGAGGCAGUGAAUUCGGCACCAUUUUUACUUCCAAUUCAAAUGGAACGUAUUAUGUCGAUUCAUUGAAAAACGUAAACCGCAACGAGUUGGGAAUUGUUGAUUUUGAAAAAAUGCAAGGUAUUGAAGGCAUUGCCAUUGCCAAUGUCGUCACAAAUCCAGGACGAGCAAGCAGAGGCGACCGUAAAAUGCUGUCUACUUACAUCACAGCCGAUGCUGGUGGCCACUGGCAUCCUAUUCGAGCGCCCAAGAGAGACAGCGAAGGAAAAUCGUACAUGUGCUCAGACGAUGAGUGUGUCUUGAACUUGCACUGCUACUCUGAACGUCAAAAUUCUCGUGACUUGUUCAGUUCAUCAAGUGCAGUUGGUCUUAUGGUAGGCGUUGGUAAUGUCGGAGGACGUUUGCUGGAUUAUCGUAAUGGUGACAUGUUCUUGACUCGGGAUGCUGGUAAAACCUGGACCGAAAUAGCCAAAGGUGCUCAUCUUUGGGAGUUUGCUGACCAAGGUUCGCUCUUGAUCUUGGUGGAUAAUGAAUUGCCUACGAAUACCCUCAAGUAUACCACAAACGAAGGAAUGACGUGGAACACAUAUGAGUUCACCAGCAAGAGUGACAAGGUGAUCAUUGAAGACAUCAUCACACAACCAGAUGGAACAAGUCAAAAAUACGUUUUAUUGGGAUUAAAGAAUGGCAAAUCGGUUGCUUAUCAUGUCGACUUUAGCCCUCUUCGUCCAAACAAAUGCGUAUUGGAUGAGGAACGUCCCAAUGAUGAUGAUUUUGAGCUUUGGAGUCCUGAAGAUACGAGAGGUGAAAAGUGUUUAUUUGGUCGUGAAAUCGCGUAUUACCGUCGUAUCCGUGAUCAUGAUUGCUAUAUUGGUGAAAAAUUGGUUCAACCUAGAGAAAUUGUUCGAAACUGUCAAUGCACAGACGAAGAUUAUGAGUGUGAUUAUAACUACAUUCGAGAUUCAAACAACAAAUGUGUAUUGGUUCCAGGUUUAUCACCCUUGAUACCAACAUGCGAUGGCACAAGGGAUUACUAUUAUAUGCCUUCAGGAUACCGAAAGAUCGCAGCAUCAACAUGCGAAGGUGGUAAGGAGUUGGAUAAACUGGGAGAAAAGGUGAUGUGUCCAAGAGCGAAGGGAUCUGGUGGUUGGCUCGCGUUCAUUUUUAUGCCCAUUAUUGGAGCAGGUAUUAUCUUUGGCGUGCUUCAUUAUAGAAGGCGCGGAGGAUUUGGUCGUAUCCGUCUUCCGGACAGCACACAACAAAUGGGAUCCAACCUACUUUCUCAUCCCAUCCUUACUAAGAUUGUUGCUGCAGCAUUCGUGAUUCCAGUGGCCAUUAUUGGCAUUUUGUCUCGUAUUCCAAUUCCAAGGUCAUUCGCUGAUAUUACUGAUGCACUUGGUAACAUUCGUUUGCCUUUCUUGUCUAGUAGACGAAACGCAGGAUACUCUGCUUUAGGCCAAGAUGAACAAACCGACGUUCUAUUAGAAGAUUACGAUGGCUCAGAAGAGCAUUUAAUUGACGAAGCAGAUGAACUUGAUGACGCUGAUGAGUUCUAAAUGCUCAUAAAAUAGUUCACUUAUACAUACACACAUCAAUAAAAGCAGUUUAUGUAAAAAACAAGGAUUGUUUAUUAAAAACAUUUUAUACAGUAGACAUAAAGAAUCUAUAAA